AUAUUAUCUUUAAUAUAUUAAUAUAUAUUUUAAUAAUAUUUCGAUAUUAAUUGGGCGUAUCGAAUAUUAUUUUAGUAUUUUUUCGAAUGCGGUUCAGUGAUCCGAUCGUCUGGUUAGAGUUAAUAUGGCCACAGUCUCGUGUCCUUGUAAGACUAGAAAUGUUUGUCGGAAUUUUGAUUAUAAGGCCGUGUAAAAGUGAAAAUAGAACGGUUUUAUUUAUUAGGAAAGCUUAAAGUUUAUAUAUAUUUAUUUGAUUGAAUAAAUACUUUGGAAGUUUCGAGUCAAAAUGUAUAUUGUGUGUGGUAAUUCCAUUAAGCCUAAUCUACUGUAGUGUUUUUGAAAUGAAUUAAAUAUUUGGGGAUAGUUUUUUUUUUAAAUAAAAAUGUCUCCGGUUGGAGAAAAAACUCACGAGAGGAUAAUUACUCAUCCUCCUCAUUAUUACCAAGAAUUGCCUUCUCAGCAAGAAGAACGAUUGGAGAAACUGUUUAAGCAACUCGAUGUGGAUGGAGACGGGAGGAUCAAUAUAAAAGAUUUAACCAAAUCCUUCCAGAAAUUAGGCGUCCCGUACGAUUCAAAUCAUGUCCAGAGGUUUUUUGAAAAGUCUGACUUGGCAAAGAGUGGACAUGUAGAUUUUGCAGAGUUUGUUCAUUAUGUUAUUGAACAUGAGAAACGACUGAUGGUAGUUUUUAAAAGUCUUGAUGAAAAUAAAGAUGGAAAAAUUGACAAGAAUGAAAUAAUGAAUGCAUUUGAAAGAUUAGGUAUAUUAAUUGAGGAACAAGAAGCAUUAAAAUUAUUAAAACGAAUGGAUAAAGAUGGAAAUUUGACAAUCACAUUUGAUGAAUGGCGAGAUUAUCUUUUAUUUCAUCCUAGUUCUGAACUUCGUGAUAUUAUUAAAUACUGGAGGCAUGCUACAUUUGUCGAUAUAGGUGAAGAUACACUUGUUCCUGACGAUUUUACGGAAACUGAAAUGCAAACUGGAAUGUGGUGGCGUCAUCUAGUGGCUGGAGGUGUAGCAGGAGCUGUAUCUCGUACUGGAACAGCACCAUUAGAUAGGUUAAAGGUAUUUCUUCAGGUAAGGGGAAGCGAAUUUUCAUCUAUAUCAACAUGUUUGAGGCAUAUGUUAAAUGAGGGAGGAAUUAAAUCUUUAUGGAGAGGAAAUGGUAUCAAUGUAGUGAAAAUUGCCCCUGAAAGUGCUAUUAAGUUUAUGGCUUAUGAACAAACAAAACGAAUAAUCAAAGGAAAUAGAGCGCGUGAAUUGAGUAUUUAUGAGAGGUUCAUGGCAGGUUCCAUAGCUGGUGGCAUUUCCCAAACUGUGAUUUAUCCCAUGGAAGUAAGGGGAAGCGAAUUUUCAUCUAUAUCAACAUGUUUGAGGCAUAUGUUAAAUGAGGGAGGAAUUAAAUCUUUAUGGAGAGGAAAUGGUAUCAAUGUAGUGAAAAUUGCCCCUGAAAGUGCUAUUAAGUUUAUGGCUUAUGAACAAACAAAACGAAUAAUCAAAGGAAAUAGAGCGCGUGAAUUGAGUAUUUAUGAGAGGUUCAUGGCAGGUUCCAUAGCUGGUGGCAUUUCCCAAACUGUGAUUUAUCCCAUGGAAGUGUUAAAAACAAGACUUGCUUUAAGAAAAACUGGUCAAUAUUCUGGUAUUUGGGAUGCAGCAACAAAGAUAUAUCGUCAUGAAGGCAUGAGGAGUUUUUACAGGGGGUAUAUCCCCAAUCUUUUAGGAAUCAUUCCAUAUGCAGGGAUUGAUCUUGCUAUUUAUGAGACUUUGAAGAAAAUGUAUUUAAGACGACAUUCAUUAGAAGAAGAUCCUGGUGUUCUGGUAUUACUUGCUUGUGGGACGAUUAGUAGCAGCUGUGGUCAAGUAGCUAGUUAUCCACUGGCAUUAGUCAGAACAAGACUACAGGCACAGACGGAAAGGCAAGAAAAUUCUAUGUUAUCACUUUUUAGAACAAUCGUGCAGAGAGAAGGUUUUAUGGGUCUCUAUAGGGGCAUCACACCUAAUUUUAUGAAAGUAGCCCCAGCAGUCAGCAUCAGUUAUGUUGUUUACGAGCAUGCGAGAAGGGCUCUAGGAGUAUCAAUGACAUAGUCUAUGCAGCAAACAUGCUCGUGUGUUAGCUUAAAAUCGUCUGAUCAGUCCGUCGGAUAAAAAAACAACUGAAAAUAAUUUAUCAAAGGAGGCAGUUUGUUGAGGGAAUGAUAAACUCCUGAUAAUUUUGAAGAUUAGGCAUUAAAUAAAGCAUUUGUUUUUUUUUAAUUUCCUGUGAUCUAGUUAUUUUCAAAUUAAAGUAUUUACAUAAAUAUACCUUUAAUCUGUUUUUUCACAUCAUUGAAUUCCAAUGUGUUGUUACUUAUUUUGUAAUUCUUGUAAAAUAAUGUAAAUUGAAUUAUGUAUAUACUGUACAUAAAAGUAUAUACAAGGGGAGAUAAGUAAAAUGCCUUUCUUCAGCAAGAGCAAUUCAUUUGAGAUGUGCUAAUUCUGUCAGCAACAAUAGUUAUAUUUUUGCUAUUAUUAGAUGAGUAUUGCUUGUACAUACAUUACCUAAUUUAGAUAUUAAAUUCUUCAGUGUGUGUACUUACUAUUUAUUUCUUACAAAUUAGAUUACUGUUAUAAAAUGUAGGUAAACUCCUCCUUACAAUAAAAUGCUUUUUUAUAAUUGUAAAUAUUACUGAUUGUUCUUUCUGACAAGAAAAUAUUUGAAAGCUUACUUAUUUGUAAAUCCUGUUUGUACAUUAGCAGCUUUAGUUAGUUUGUCAAGAUUAGAAAAUAUUUUGAUUGUGCUUAAAAUUGUUUUGACGAAAUGUCAGAUUUGAUUUUUGUAAUAAUGGUACGUAUUUAUAAAACAUUUUUAUUUAUACAAGUUUUUUAAUUGCCCUUUUUAAUUUUCAUUAUUUGUUAUUGUUAACUACUCAUCAUACAGAUGGAUUGUUUUAUAAAUUGACAAAAUGUUUUUGGUGGAUAGUUCCAUAAAUUAUAUUACUAAAGAAUAUGUGAUAUAAAUUUAUGCAGGUAGAAUUGUUUGUGUUGUUUUUAAUUUUAAGUAAUUUUGGUAUGACUUUCUGCCCAUUAAGAAAAGCAAGAAAGGUCCGACUAGAAUUAUUUUGAUGCUUAGUUAAUUUGUAAAUUUUUUUUAUUAAUAAUUAUUCUGUUCUUGUUGUUCUGAUCUCUGGAACUGUUAACCGACAAAAACAUAUGAAUCUUUACUGCCAUGUUUAGUGAUUUAAUGAUUCAUGUAUGAACUAUCAUAGGUUAUAUUACAUAUGAUCAUCCAGUUGAAAAAAAUUCAGAAAUAAAUACCUAUGUUUGUCUCAUGAACAUGAUUAUGUUCAUGAAAGAAUCAUGUUCAUGAAAGGUUUAAUGUAACUUAUGUAGUUCAGGUUGUUUAAUUCUAAUACAAAAAUAAAAAUUUGAUAAGUUAAAAACAUAUUUAUUUAAAUCUUGUUACAUUAAAAGUAAUUUGCAUUUAUUAGAGAGCUGAUCAAUAUCUAAGCAGCAUUGUUUAAUUAAAACCCUUGAGUAUUUGCAUUAACACACAAAACUGCAUACGAAGUGCCUUCUGUUUUGCAGCUUUAUUAAGGGUUUAGUUGACAAAUGGAAGUAUUCAAUGAAAGUGAAUUAUGAAGCAUAAUUUUAGACAUACAGAAGUCUGUGUUAUGUGAAAUGGGCUGAAAACAUUAAAAUUUAAAGAAAUGUAUUGUUAGUCAAUGUGAAUCUUUUGAGUUUUUAAUUGAAAUUUUUCAAAAGUAUUUGCUCUCUCUCUCUCAAAAGUAUCUUAAAUUUCAAAUUGUUACAUUAUCUAAAAGUGUUUGUGUAGAUUUCAGAUUCAAAA
Centruroides sculpturatus (bark scorpion) is the source of this 3821-nucleotide messenger RNA. RefSeq names its product calcium-binding mitochondrial carrier protein SCaMC-3-like (gene SCaMC). NCBI's taxonomy places the organism in Eukaryota, Metazoa, Arthropoda, Arachnida, Scorpiones, Buthidae. The record is from RefSeq and is a predicted model, not a curated record. Bases 383 to 2080 code for a protein of 565 amino acids. The transcript has 12 exons. Gene Ontology annotation, biological process: transmembrane transport. Gene Ontology annotation, molecular function: calcium ion binding; ATP transmembrane transporter activity.